AUGUCUACCGACAGCAAUUCCACGCCGACCUCGACCUUCGCUUCAUCGUGGUCAUCCAUGUACCAUGAUCGCCGCCAAGGUAUCAUUUUCUUCUGGUACGAGCCCUUUGAGCUUGUACUGACCUCGGAGCUUCCUGUCGACUCCUACUGCGGUGAUGAGGCUGGCAUAUCCCAUCCCGAGGGGGACACCGAAAACACUGCGUGCAACCACCAAGCUUCACCGGGCGACGAUGCAAUACAAAUCGGGUCAGAAUCCCUUGCGUUGACCUCGGGCUCGGAGGUGUGCGACAGAGGCUCAUUAGACCUACUCGCCAUCCUGGCUUCUUCUCAGGAGGUAUGCGAGUCGCUCAACGUGCAUGUCGAACCUCUCGCAGAGGGCGUCCAGGAUAUCGGCAAGGUUGAAGGUGUGAUUCAUAGAGAGGCCUAUAACUCAUCAUCGUCCCCGGAACUCGGUUGCUCAGUGCCGCGGAAACGAUCGAAGAUGGAUAUCCAAGUGACAUUCGCUGCCCCGUCCCUUGGGAUCAUGGGAGCCGAUUCUCCACCCCAGGAACGUUGCGCCUCUCAGCUGUCCUCGGAUAAGGUCGACAGCUUUGAAGAUGUCGUCUCUGAAUACGACCUGGCUCUGUCAUGCGGCCAUGGAGCAAAGGACGCAGUCAGAACAAUCUCGGACGGCCUCGAUCAGCCUUCUCAUCUUGACGAACCUGCCAGACAACACAUGUCAUCCCCGCUGAGACUCCAGCACGAACCGAAUCCAGGGAUGAAUUUGAAUGAAGAACCUCCAGCCGGAAUUCCACAUAGAAUCUGGGUCAAGUAUGGUAUGGAUUACUUCCUGAGUAGUCUGUUAGGCUGCAGACCCAGUCAUGUUCUCUCCUCGGCUGACCGGCGUCCCUUGACUUUCUGGAUCGCCGAUAUGGAUCGUCAUGCCCUCGUGCGUGACUAUAUCGAGCGUCACGGCGGCCGACUUGUACCUUUCAGAUUUGCAGAGUUCAUUGUCUUCGAUCGGCGAAAGUUGCCCAGCGAAUCAUGGUCCCCUUACUAUGACAUGAGAGAAGAUCAAGAGGCUGUUCUCCUCAAUUGGAUAGUCCAGAGCGUCAACGAGGGACGGAUCUUGCCCAUCGUCCCGUAUCUCGUUCGAUAUCGGCAUUGCGACUACAGAAACCAUCGGCGCGACACUAGAGGUCCAUCAUCCAGCCUGUAUCAUCAUCAUCCCCGCUCGCAAUUCAGGACCCCUGCCUUGUAUCCCGAAAGAAGGGGCAUCCCACCAGACGGUCAUCGAGCUCGAGGUUCAUUUCACUCACUUGAAAUGGAUUCACCAUAUACUGCACCUCGCCAUCGUUGGAGCUCUGGAGCCAAUGGCUGCAAAGACAGCCUGAGAUCUGGCCGGAGCAACAAUCCUCGUCAAGAUCUUCGUUUCGAAACGUCGACCAGCGUGGGCACGGCGAAUCCUGUUCCAAAUAGCAGGGCGGGGUCUCAAUCACGUGGAGGAUCCACACGACUCGAUAUGGAAGUUGACCAAGUGGAUCCGGCUGAGAGGCUUGAUACGAUCCCUUUCAGAGACCCUUCGUUAGACAAGAGGCAGCAUGAGGUAUCACCCAUGGAGGGUUUCUCCGAUCGAGCCGCCUGCGCUGGACGUGAGGCCGAUCAGGAGAUCAAAGGAGGCAACAGCGAUGUCAAGACACUGGGCGUCGAGAAUCUGAACGUUGAGAAGAGACCUGCUAUGUCACGCUCUGAGUCGUCCAUGUUCAUCAAGAGCAGUAGGCGUUCGGCAUCUCGGGUCGCCGUCAAGUGUCCGACGGCAGCAUCAGAAACACAAGCCAGUCCGAUUCAUUCAACAAUCUGA
Molecule: messenger RNA, 1839 nt
Organism: Kockovaella imperatae
Lineage: Eukaryota; Fungi; Basidiomycota; Tremellomycetes; Tremellales; Cuniculitremaceae
Exons: 3
Coding region: 1-1839 (612 amino acids)
Source: RefSeq, a predicted model, not a curated record